Molecule: messenger RNA, 5746 nt
Organism: Prosopis cineraria
Lineage: Eukaryota; Viridiplantae; Streptophyta; Magnoliopsida; Fabales; Fabaceae
Biological process (GO): recognition of pollen; protein phosphorylation
Molecular function (GO): ATP binding; protein kinase activity
Source: RefSeq, a predicted model, not a curated record
AAGUCUACAACCUAGUGGCAGAGGAUUGUUGACUGAAGAAUGGCAUUUGAUCACGAUGCCUUGCUCUCAAAUGCCUACUUUCCUUCAUUAGACUAGAUGACAUUAGGAUAUCUGUCUCACAGACACUAACAUGAAACUAAACUUGAAUCUCAAUUUGUUCCUGAGUUUGAUGUGGCUGUCCUUACAUUCCACAGAUGCAAUUACGUACAGAGAAACGUUGGGGAUGGGCCAAUUACUGGGAACCUCAGAUACUUUGGUGUCUGCUAACGGGAACUUCGAACUGGGGUUUUUCGCUCGUGAGAAUUCGACCAAGUACUAUGUAGGGAUGUGGUUUAAGAAAGUUCCUAAAGAUAACAUUGUUUGGGUUGCGAAUAGAAAGCUCGCCACCAGCGAUUCCAAUGCCGUUCUCACUGUUAAUGAGGAAGGAAAUCUUGUUGUUAAGAAUGAAGGAAUGGUAUACUUCGUCACCAACAUUUCCGGUGUCAGCAAUACCCAUGCUCUGCUCUUGGAUUCAGGUAAUCUCCUGCUGAUGAACAACUCCAAGUUGAACAUUUUGUGGCAAAGUUUCGACAAUCCCACGAAUACCCUUUUGCCUGGAAUGAAGGUAGGAUUUGACUCAGAAUUAGAAAUCAGUUGGUCAUUGAGAUCGUGGACAAGUGUAGAAGACCCAAGUCCUGGAAAUUUCUCUCUUGAAGUUGACACUUCCAAUUGGAGGCAGAGGCUAAUAAUCAGGAGGAAGUCUGAGAUAUACUGGGUUGGCGAUGAACUAUCUAAUUUCACGUUUCAAAGUUCUAAUAACCGAGACGGUGCUAUAUGGGACUUGGGCUAUUUAACUUGGCAGGGGGACUAUUCUUCUCGAUUGGUUCUGGAAGUUUCUGGAGAGCUUAACCAGCAAUUAUGGUCACAAGACACCAUGCAGUGGGUUUCUUUGCUGUCAUCCAAGUGCGGGAGAAACGCAACCUGUGGAAAUUUUGGCAUUUGCAACCCGCAAGCCACGGACCCUUGUGAGUGCCUCCGCGGAUUUAAGCCGUACGAUGAAGAUUCUUGGAAGAAAGGGGACACAUCCGCAGGUUGCGUGAGGAAAAAUGAGUUAUGCAGUAACAUGAGCAGCAAUGGAUUGGGUGACGGGUUUUUACCAGUCGAUAGAGUGGAUUUUCCUUUAGACAGUCCGCUUGCCUUCAAGACUGAGAACGCUUUAACAUGUCAAAAAGAUUGCUCAAUCAAUUGUUCUUGCGUCGCUUAUGCUUACGAUGUUAUGGGUCGUUGCUUGUUCUGGCUUGAUCGAGUGUUGAAUCUGAAGAACAUCUCGGUUGAUCUUAGAGAUGAUAAUUCUAGACCAAGUUUCCACCUCAAACUGGCUCGCUCUGAGUUGAUUGACAAUGAGUUGAAUACAGAAAAGAAUCCUGAUCAUAAGUCUAAUCAGAGCCAGAAAGUGGUGCUAACAAUUGUCGUAGUUAUCUCAUUUCUUUCGUUGUUUACACUAGUCCUAUUUGCAUACUACUGCUGGACGAGAAAGCUUGGGAGAGAAGCGGAGGAUCUGCUAUUGUUUGAUACAGGCAUGAGCAUGAAAGUUGAGAUCUCAGAGCUUAGCGAUGUCGAUAAGGUUGGGAGAGUUAACAAGAGGGAUGUCAAAUUGCCAUUGUUUAGCUUUGCAAGCGUUUCUGCAGCAACUAAUAACUUUUCACCUGAAAAUAAGCUUGGUGAGGGUGGCUUUGGACCUGUUUACAAAGGUAAGCUGUUGAAUGGGGGUGAGGUUGCUGUGAAAAGGCUAUCUGCAAAAUCUGGUCAAGGAUGGGAGGAGUUGAAAAAUGAAGCAUUGCUCAUUGCAAAACUCCAACACAACAAUCUUGUUAGGCUUUUGGGUUGUUGCAUUGAACGUGAUGAAAAGAUGCUGAUUUAUGAAUUCAUGCCAAACAAAAGCUUGGAUUUUUUCCUUUUUGAUGCAACAAAACGCCAGAUUUUGGAUUGGGAAACCCGAGUUCGAAUAAUUGAUGGGAUUGCUCAAGGUCUUCUCUAUCUUCAUCAGUAUUCUAGGUUUUGAAUCAUUCAUAGAGAUCUAAAAGCCAGCAAUAUCUUGUUGGACAUCAACAUGAAUUCUAAAAUAUCAGAUUUUGGAAUGGCAAGAUUAUUUGGUAGAAAUGAAUUACAAGCAAAUACCAACCGGAUAGUUGGUACUUAUGGUUAUAUGUCUCCUGAAUAUGCAUUGGAAGGUAUUUUCUCAAUAAAAUCAGAUGUGUUUAGCUUCGGAGUCCUUUUGUUGGAGAUAAUAAGUGGGAAAAAGAAUACUGGUUUGUAUAAAACAAACUCCCUCAAUCUUCUCGGAUAUGCAUGGGACCUAUGGACAAGUGGGAGAGGAACAGAGCUGAUGGAUUCAGCAUUAGAAGGUGCAUCCAUAAAGAAAAUGGUGUUACUAAGAUACGUGAAUAUAGCACUGCUUUGUGUUCAAGAAAGUGCAGAAGACAGACCGACCAUGUUUGAUGUUGUUUCAAUGCUUGGGAAUGAGAAUGUCGUACUGCCUUCUCCUAACCCUAUAGCUUUCCUGAAUGUAAGAGGUAUCAGGACUUCAAGUUCAGAAGGAAGCUCAACAGAAAAUGUUUCUAUCAAUAACAUGACUGCUUCUGUUAUGGAAGCAAGAUCUAUUCCUCUCUCCCCUCCAGCUGGAAUGCGGAUUUUCUACGCUUCAGGGGCGGCUGCUCACGAUACUAGCCAUCGGCUUGAACGGCUUGCUGGUUUCAUGAAUUUCGAAGCUGAAUCUACGCACACUCAGAAAUUACGUUUUCCUCCAGUUCUUUCUAGCUUCGCUAAGGGUCCAAGCAUCAAUGGAGGUGAGCACUUUUCACUGAGACCCACAUCCUUUAACCCCAUUUCCCUUCAACCAUCGCAGCCAGGUCUGUAUCUUGCUUCCUUGACAUUUUCCGGGCGGCAAAAGCUAUAUAUUGGUGCAUUAUAUUUAAUGGUAAUGAAGAAUUUUUCUGUACUGCCUAUUUGCAUUGCUUUACUCUUCUUUAGAACCUCCACUUCAUUAGACAGUAUCACUCCGAGUCAGCCUUUAAGAGAUGGUCAGACCUUAGUUUCAAGUGUAGGAGCAUUUGAGAUGGGUUUUUUCAGUCCUGGAAAAACGAAGAACCGAUACGUGGGUAUAUGGUACAAGCAUAUUUCUCCUUUGACAGUGGUAUGGGUGGCCAAUAGAGAAGCACCGCUCAGUGAUGGUUCAGGAAUUUUAGCAGUGAACGAUCAGGGAAUUCUUGUCCUGGUGGAUAGCACAAAUAGGACUGUUUGGUCAUCUAAUAAUUCUAUAAUAGCUGAGAAGCCAAUUGUAAGGCUCUUAGACACAGGAAAUCUUAUCAUUAGUGACCAAAAAUACUGUGAUAAGGAUCAUUUCAUAUGGCAGAGUUUUGAUUAUCCCUGUGAUACCUUAUUGCCAGGAAUGAAGCUUGGAUUUAACCUGGUCACUGGUCUGAAUAGGUUCCUAUCUUCUUGGAAAAGCCCAGAUGAUCCUAGUCAAGGGGAACAUAUACUGAAAUUAUACCCUCAAGGAUAUCCACAAUCAUUUCAAUUGAGGAGAAACGUCAUACAUUUCAGAGCAGGAUCGUGGAAUGGCCUUUAUUUUACUGGAUAUCCAGUUCAAAAACAAAAUCCAGUAUACAUGGCAAAGUUUGUUUUCAAUGAUAAAGAGGCAUAUUAUGAGUAUGAACUCGUGAAUAGUUCAGUUUACUCCAGAAUUACAAUGUCUCCUUCAGGCAUGGGGAUGCGUUUAGUAUGGAGUAAUCAAAGAGGCAUGUGGGAGAUUAUCUCAGCUAACAUGGCAGAUCAGUGUGACAAUUAUGGCUUGUGUGGGGCAUACUCUAUCUGCGAUUUUAGUAGCUCCAGUGUCUGUGAGUGCUUGAAAGGAUUUAUGCCCAAAAAUGUGGAACAGUGGAAUAUAUCAAAUUGGUCCGGUGGAUGUGUUCAAAGUGCUCGAAUGGAUUGUAACAGUAUAGAUGGCUUCCGAAAGUAUAGAGGUGUGAAAUUGCCAGACACAUCUUCUUCCCAGUUUAAUAAGACCAUGAACCUUGAGGAAUGUCAACAAUCAUGCCAGAGAAAUUGUUCUUGUACAGCAUUUGCAAAUUUGGAUAUCCGUGAUGGAGGAAGUGGCUGCUUACUUUGGUUUAAUGAUCUGAUUGACAUGAAGCAAUUACCUCAAGGAGGACAGGACAUUUUUAUUCGUGUCCCUCCUUCAGAGUUAGACUUUUUUGAGAAUAAACGCUAUGGAAACUUCAAUAAGAGAAAGCUCCUAGGAAUCGCUGUUGGUUCUGUUGCAGUAAACAUGGGCAUGAUGCUUAUAAUUUUGGGAUUGAUUAAAUGUGUAUGGAAAAGAAAACUCAAAAAGUCAGGGAUGACAAAAAUAUGUUAUAAGAAUCCUUGCUACAAUAAAUUAAGAAUGGAAGACACGGAUCUACAGAUAUUUGAUUUGUCAAUCAUUGCUAAAGCCACUGAUAAUUUUUCAAGCGCCAAUAAAUUAGGAGAAGGUGGCUUCGGACCAGUCUACAAGGGCGCUUUGGGAGAUGGACAAGAAUUAGCAGUGAAAAGGCUAUCUGAGAAUUCUGUUCAAGGUUUUGAGGAGUUCAAAAAUGAAGUUUUGUUGAUAGCCAAACUUCAACAUCGUAACCUUGUGAAACUUCUUGGUUGCUGCAUUGAAGAAGAAGAAAAACUGUUGAUCUAUGAAUACAUGCCGAAUAGAAGUCUAGACCACUUUAUUUUUGAUGAAAGUAGAAGCAAGGUGUUGGAUUGGACAGAGCGUUUCCACAUAAUUAAUGGCAUUGCUCGUGGACUUCUCUAUCUUCAUGAAGAUUCUAGAUUAAGAGUCAUUCAUAGAGAUUUAAAAACAAGCAAUUUACUAGAUACAAAUUUAAAUUCAAAAAUAUCAGAUUUUGGCCUAGCUCGAACAUUUGGAGAUCAAAUUGGGGCCAAAACAAGCAGGAUAGCUGGAACAUACGGUUACAUGCCUCCAGAAUAUGCUAUGCAUGGACAUUUCUCGAUAAAAUCAGAUGUUUUCAGUUUUGGAGUAAUAGUACUAGAGAUGAUCAGUGGAAAGAAGAAUAGAGAAUUUUCAGAUUUAGAAAACUUCUUGAAUCUUCUUGGAUAUGCAUGGAGACUGUGGAGAGAGGGAAUGGCCCUGGAAUUAAUGGAUCAAGCAUUAAGAGAAAGAUUCAAUCUAUCGGAAGUCAUGCAAUGCAUACAAGUGGGCCUGUUAUGUGUGCAACAAAGACCAGAAGAUAGACCAGACAUGUCAUCUGUGGUUUUAAUGCUGAAUGGAGAGAAAUCAUUGGCCGACCCAGGUGCUCCCGCUUUCUACAUUGAAAGUAAAAUGCCUGAAGCAGAUUCUUCCCUGGAAAAAUGUAAACCUUCCUCACCAAAUGAAAUGUCCCUUACAAUAUUCGAGGCAAGAUAGUGUAUACAAAGGCUCUACUUACCUGAAUGGAAAACGUUCAUCAGUAGAAAAUCACUCUCAUUGUGCUGCGAGACAUGAUGGUAAGUCCUAAAAUUAUGUUGAAAAUUCUUCAUUCGAUAUAAACAUCUAAACCAGGAGUUGGGCCCGGCCUGACGUACAUCUUGUCUUAAGUCGUCUUCCUAAGAGACAAGGGCACACCAGUUGCUCCAAUUGUCUCAGGCCAUUUCUACAAGAGCCGAAGAGGGUAGAGGCCUUGUACUUAAUUUUCUUCGUCAAACUUCAAUAUAUCAAAGAAAUUUUCAGAGACGGACUCAA